CAUUUACAACAACGAUCUGGCCAAGAGGCAGCAGCAACAGACACAUAAUUAGCUUUACAUCAAAGAAAAACAGAUGAGAUAAAGACAAGCAAGAUUAAAAUAAAAAUAAAGUAAAUAACAAUAAUUAUUAAAACAGGUGUACAAUUAAUUUGUCUUUACUUUAAGUAAUUGUUUGGGGACCUACAGUAUGUGUGUUUCUUAGUCCCAUUCUGAACACACAGGUGUGUUUUAUUCUGCUCCAGCAGGUGGCGGUAGUGCACCUUUACGCUGGUCACCGACCACCGGAAAAAGCAGAAACCGGAAGCUGCUAGCAGAGCUAGCUUGUUGUUGUUCUGGUGUGUGAGGAGAAUAUUUGAGGCUCUGCAGUAAAAAUGUCUUCACUUCAGUCUCUGGGAGAGUUGAUCAGCUAAAGCGACUAACUGCUGCUGCUGCAGAAAUCUUCUCACCAGGCUGUGGAAACUUUCUUCUCCUCCUCAACAACUUGGUGGAGUUCUUUCCAGAACCAGAGAAGAUAUUCUGCGGUCUUCGUGACAAUCGGAGCUCCAGAAUCAGGUUGUGGCUGUUAGCUAAACACGGCUAAAGAAAACCUGCUACCACUUCAGGAUCAUCCAUCAGCUGGGACUGAUUCAUCGUGUGUUCUUCACCACCUGGACCUGGACAGCAUGGACACAGGUGGGAAACAUCUGUAAAAGCCAGAUCUGGUGCAGGAAAAUAGCUGAACAGGGAGUGGGGACACACUUUGCCUUCUGCGGUUGUGUUCAACAGAUGGUACAGGUUAAAGAAGAUCCUGAAGAACAAAGUGCUGGUGUGUACCAGCAGGACCCAGAACAUCUCCACAUAAAGGAGGAAAAGGAGGAACUCUGGACCAGUCUUAAGGGAGAGCAUCUCUGUUUGAAGGAGGAGACUGAUUCUGCCUGGUUUCAAUUCAGUGCUGUUUCUAUAAAGAGUGAGGAUGAUGAAGAGAAACCUCUGGUCUCACAGCUUCAUCAGCAGCAAAUAGAAGACAGAGAUGUUCCAACCAGCAGCUCAGCUGACCAGAUGGCAGCAGAAACUGGUGGAGGAGCAGGAACUAGCAGGAACCCAGAUUUGAACCCUCAUGAACAAACAUCUGAUUCUUCAGAGACUGAAGUUAGUGGAGAUGAUGAUGAUGAUGAUGAUGAUGAUGAUGAUGGUGUGAAUCUAGACUCUGGGAUGUCAGACUCUGGGUCUGAAACUGGAGACGAAGACCAUGACUGGAAUGAGAAAAGGUCUUCUGAGUCAGAUGUUAAGACUGUCAACAUAUCCCUUAGCUGUCUUGAGUGCGGUGAACGAUUUCAUGACAAGCAGUCUCUCCAGAAACACGUGAGAGUAACCAGUCAUUCAGCAAUCAGGUCUUCCAGCUCUUUGGUUAAUAAAAAAUCUGUUGGACUUAAGCAACCUGUAGACUCAUAUAGGGAAGUCCAGAAAGAACUAAAAUCAUUUAGUUGUGGUGACUGUGGAAAAAUAUUAAGAGGAAAAUCAAGUUUUAACAGACACCAGAGAGUCCACACAGGACAGAAACCUUUUGCCUGUGGGCUCUGUAGAAAAAGAUUUACCCAAAAGUCACACUUAAACACUCACAUGAGAAUCCACACAGAAGAAAAACAGCUUGCUUGCGAGCUCUGUGGAAAUCGAUUUACCCAUAAGUCAACAUUAAACGAUCACAUGAGAGUCCACACAGGACAUAAACCUUUUGCCUGUGAGCUCUGUAGAAAAAGAUUUACCCAAAAGUCAGGUUUAAACAGUCACAUGAGAAUCCACACAGAAGAAAAACAGUUUGCUUGCGAGCUCUGUGAAAAUCGAUUUACCCAUAAGUCAACAUUAAACGAUCACAUGAGAGUCCACACAGGACAGAAACCUUUUGUCUGUGAGCUCUGUGGAAAAAGAUUUAAACAUAAGUCAACUUUAAACAGUCACAUGAGAGUCCACGCAGGACAGAAACCUUUUUUCUGUGAGCUCUGUGGACAAAGAUUUACCCAAAGGACAACUUUAAACAAUCACAUGAGAAUCCACACAGGACAUAAACCUUUUGCCUGUGGGCUCUGUGGAAAAAGAUUUACCCAAAAGUCAGGUUCAAACAGUCACAUGAGAAUCCACACAGAAGAAAAACUAAGCCUUUUGCCUGUGGACAAAGAUUUACUGAAAAGUCAACUUUAAACAAUCACAUGAGAAUCCACACAGAAGAAAAACAGUUUGCUUGCGAGCUCUGUGGAAAAAAAUUUACACAUAAGUCAACUUUAAACAGUCACAUGAGAGUUCACACAGGACAGAAACCUUUUGUCUGUGAGCUCUGUGGAAAAAUAUUUACCCGUAAGUCAACUUUACAAGCACAUGAGAGUCCACACAGGAUCGAAACGUUUUAUGAGCUCUGUGGACAACGGUAUGUACUUUCCCUGGCUAUAGGGGGCAGUACAAACCUAACUGAUUACAAGCAAGCAGCAUUUUUGUGUUCGAGUAAGACUUUACCAAUGUAAAUUGAAGGCUAUUAGGGUCAAAAACCUCUGCACUUGUCAAACAUGUACUUCGUCAGAUCUCUGCUGCGGGGGUGGGGGUUGGGUGUUUAUGCUCCUGACUGACCCAUGUUCAGUUGUGUCAAGUAUUUUAGACUUCUAUGUUUUUACACUGCUUUUAACUCAUUCACUGCCAGCUGUUUCCUGGUCAGAAAAGCCCUUUGCUGCCAGCGUUUUUCAGCAUUUUCACUGUAUUUUAAGAGUCACAGAGCGUUGCGUGCUAGGAUGAUGCAAACGCCAAAAAUAGCAAAACAAAGAGUAGACUCACCUCUAAAAUCUGGGAGAAUCCGCGUGUUUCAAGCGUUAUCCGUUUUUUAAUAAUCCAUUGUUGAGUUGUGAUCGGCAGAAGCUUUUCCAGUUUGAGCCUAACUUUUUUUACAGCGACGGCCCAAAACGAUCUGCUAACACAUGGAUUUUCUUCUUCCUGAUCACAUGAUGUGUGACGUAUGCAGAUGAAGAUCGGCUUUAGAGCUGGGAUGUUUGUUCUUACAGUGCGGAGGCUCAUUCCGACGCCCACACAGUAAAACAGUUGGUAGUUAAUGAGUCAAGUGUUAUGGGGGUAGGGUUAGGGUCAGGGUUGAGGGGGUUACAGACAGAGUGACUUCUUACUAGGCUUCCAGCAAUAAAAUGUGGUUUAAUAUAACAUUUAGUUGACUUAAAGGUGCACCUAAAAGCACAACUUCUCUUCUUUUGAUAAAAGCAAUGUUUGGGAUCCUUAGCACAAAAAUGUCUUUUAGAAAAGGUGUAUCUAAAAUUAUAUAAUAUUUUAUAAGUCUCUUUUUUUAUAUACACAGAUUCCAUCCUUUGCUUCAGUUUUCACCAAACACAAUAAAAUAUAGACCCAUUGCAUAUUAUUGUUUACAUCCAGGUAACUGAGCACAUCCACACUAGCUGUAGAGCUAGAACCCCGUCUCCAGCCGUUACCCAGAGCUGUAUCUCCAUGAUUUAAGUUAACAAAAUAAAACCUAGGCAUUUAGAUAUGACUACUUUAGAUUAUUUAACACAUCUGGGUGUAGAUGAACAAAAAAAUAAACAUCUCUAAGCUAAUGAUGUUUAGCACAAAACUUCCAGAUGAGUUUGAAAUAGCUAGCUCGACGACAGUCCUCAGAACUCUGUCUGGAGUUCUCACCGCUGAACCGAAGGAGUGUAAGGAGCAUAAUUAUGUACCGUAAAUCCUCUAAUACAGGCCUGUAUUCAAUUAAUGGCCGGGUCUCAUAUUUUGGCCGGUGUCGGCGGAGGUGAAUAAUGGCCGGUCUCUUAUUGUAGCUGGGUGGAAUGUGGUAACAAGCAAGUACGGGGGGUGGUUGUGUCAUCGUCUCACUUUUGAUUUGCCAGUGAUAGACCGCGAGGGUAACUUUAACCGUGCGGAGACGAAGAGGAGGCGAAAAUUUGAUAUCAAGUUCAAAGAAAACGUGCUGAUUUUGCUGCAAAACACUCUGGGGAGCAGUAGGGGUUGUAUGAACUAGUCGACUUCACUAUAGGGACUUUUUAUGCCUGUCAUCGACUAGUCGCUGUCACGUGAUAAUGACCGGCAAGAUGCAGCCCUCGGAAAAGACAGCAGCCUGCUGUCAGCAGGUGACAAGCUCCUGCGCUCGGGGGGGGGGCAACGCGCUUUGCCAGAGCGUCGGUACUGACACGCGAUCGUUCAUGUCGGUUCAUUUCCUUUAAUGUUUUCUGUCUUUUAUUUGCGCCUGAUGUGUUUCGCUGCAUGCUGUGGAGCGGGGCGCAUCACCUUGUCAUCCGGUGACGCAUUGAUCACUGAUGCGGCCGGCAAGCAGCGAGCGCUCCGCUGUUUUUGCGGUCGGUAGGUCUUUUAGAACUGCAGUUCAAAGGUAACUCAUAAGGUGAAUAUAUAUGAACCCAGGUAGCAGUUUUUCUUUAGGAUUGAGAGGAGAUGCAGGAAGAUAAUAAACAGGCAGGACAGAAAAAUAGUCAAAUAAAAACAAGUUAGUUUUUGUACCUGGUGGUUGCAACAAACAGACACCAUUGAAGGUAAUCAGAAGUGAGGAACAUAAAAUGAAAUAAUUAUUUUAAUGUUUAGAGCAGCAGGAACUCCGAGAGGCUACAGGCGCAUCAGUGAGAUUGCGGCCGCUGCGCAGGGGGAGGGGGGAGAUGGCUGAAGCAAAAACUACCGUUGUUAAAAGAAAUGUGUUUAACUUUGAAAAUGUGGGCGCAGUUUUAAUUGUCAAAAACUCCAACGAACCAUUAGUUCAUUUUGCUCAAAUAGAAAUAGAGGCCUGCCUCUAAUUCUGGCCCUCCUUUCUAUAGAGCUCCGGACCCCACGUGACUCUCAGUUAGUGGACGCCAUUUUGGCAUGCAAAAAAGGUAAACAAACACGGAUGUAACCAUGAACAUGAACGGGAUCCGCUUGGAUUUUACUUCGUCGGAGUUUACUUCACACUUUAAAACAGAAGAAAUCAUUUUAUAUAGUCAGAAAUUAAAUAGACUGAACAUCUCCGACCCGUACCGUGCCCCUGGGAUACUUUUUAAAAAUGCCAGAAGCUGUCGGAGCGGACUUCUUACCGGCACAACACCGGACCUGGCCGGGGAACCCCUUGGGAUUUACCCGGAGGAGCUGGCUCCGGCGGCUGGGGAGAGGGAAGUCACGCUACUGCCCCCGCAACCCGACUCCGGAUACGCGGAUGAAAAUGGAUGGAUGGACGGACAAAUAACAGAUUUACACGUAAGUAGUCUCGGUGACACAGAUAAUAGCAAUCCAAAGUGCUUUUUAUGUGUGAUCUGACAAUUGAUCAACCAUUGCUUAAAAAUUAAAUACAGCUUAGCCGGUUAAUUGCUGUGAUCAUAAAACACGUAAACGGCAGCACGCAGAACUCACGAGGCAACGUUUUACGUGAUGUUUACUUGUUGUUAUGAGUAAUAAGACAGAAAAAUCCACGCCAAAAUAAGUUUAGGAAGCCCACUAAGAAUCAUAAUAAAAGCAUUUAAAAUAAAUACCAUACACAGCUGAGGAAACGUUGGUUUAAGUACCUGAUAUGAAGUGGUCGCUGCGUAAGUGAAAACCUUUACUCUCGGGAUCCCACAGCUUCAUUUCAGCCCGGUCACUAAUGCGUUUUAUUACAAUGAUCCAACGUUUGCGGCGCUCCGGAUCUUGGGGAAUCCUGUAGAUGGCUCAUUCCUUAUGUCGUCCGCGUCUGUUCUGCAUCCUGGGGCACAACAGGAAUCUACCAUAUUUCCCGUUUGAUUGAGUUUUCUGACAAUAACAAAGAGUCCAGCUGCCGGCUUCUACCUGCUAAUAUGGCACCGUUUCGAUUUGAACUGUUGCAUGCCGGGAGAAGUGACGUCAACUCCCGGAGCUCUAUAAGGGCCUGGAGCUUGGUGAGCUUGAGUCAAAUGCAGGCCCGGGCCUGUAUUAGAGGAUUUACGGUAAUAAAAGUCCUUAGAUGGCAGCUAUAAUUUGUUUGUUUCUGGAAAUGUGAGGCAGAUAUUUUUACAUGUAGUCCUCAGUGUUUUAUAUCUAAUUCUAUUGUUCAUUUUUGUUUUGUCCUUUAUUGCUGUAAAGCAUACUGAGUUGCCUUUGUUUGGCAAAUGUGCUAUAUAAAUAAAGCUGUCUUGUCUAGUCAAGUCUCGUUUUUUCACAGAUUCCAUCCUAAGCUUCAAUCCUAACCAAGAUGAUAAAAUAUGUAAGUUUUUAAGAUUUAAGUCACCAGGUUUGGUUACAAAGAUCUACAACAAAAAAGAAAAAACGUUAAAAUUUAACUCACGUUUUGUAAGUUAUGUCCAGAGAACUUGUUUUCAGGGUGAAUUGUCGGGACUUCAGAAAGUGCCGAAUCCUAAGCUUCUGUCUUAACAAAGAUAAGAAAA
Messenger RNA from Nothobranchius furzeri (turquoise killifish), 6350 nucleotides. The record is from RefSeq and is a predicted model, not a curated record. NCBI's taxonomy places the organism in Eukaryota, Metazoa, Chordata, Actinopteri, Cyprinodontiformes, Nothobranchiidae.